Lytechinus pictus (painted urchin) is the source of this 2931-nucleotide messenger RNA. Its product is annotated as deleted in malignant brain tumors 1 protein-like. Gene Ontology annotation, cellular component: membrane. The record is from RefSeq and is a predicted model, not a curated record. The transcript has 7 exons. Bases 80 to 2833 code for a protein of 917 amino acids. NCBI's taxonomy places the organism in Eukaryota, Metazoa, Echinodermata, Echinoidea, Temnopleuroida, Toxopneustidae.
AGAGGUCUUGUAUGGAGGGUCCUGGGGAACCGUUUGUGAUCGCGGCUGGGAUCUGAGAGACGCCAGGGUGGUUUGCAGAAUGUUAGGAUUUGACGGAGCCCUGGACGCACCGGUCUCUGAUAGGUUUGGUCAGGGAUCUGGUUCUAUUUUGUUGGAUCAGGUCGGUUGUGACGGGACAGAGGACAGUCUACUAGAUUGUGUUCAUGCAGGGACAGGACCCCACUCUUGCACACAAAGGACAGGUGCGGGAGCAGUUUGCUAUUCAGGAGCUUUUCCUGAGCCAUUUCAAAUUCGCCUGGUCGACGGAUCUAGCGGUACUGAAGGCAGGGUAGAGGUCAUGUACGGAGGAUCUUGGGGAACCGUAUGCGAUGAUGAGUGGGAUUUGAAUGAUGCCAGGGUGAUCUGCAGAAUGUUGGGAUUUGAUGGAGCCUUGAAUGCACCCGGAUCGGCUACGUUUGGUCAAGGUUCUGGGGAUAUUCUUUUGGAUAGCAUUGGUUGCACAGGUACUGAAGACAACCUGGCAGAAUGUAUCCAUAAAGGAAUAGGUGAUCACGACUGUGCUCACACCGAAGAUGCGGGUGCUGUUUGCUACUCGGGAAUUCAUCCACAUACCUUCAACGCUCGCCUAGUUAAUGGAAUGAGCAGGAUGGGUAUUACUGAAGGCAGAGUAGAAGUCUUGUAUGAAGGAUCCUGGAGAACUAUCUGUGAUCGCGGCUGGGAUUUGAGAGUCGCCAGUGUAGUUUGUAGAAUGUUGGGGUUUGAUGGAACCUUGGAUGCACCAGGAUCUGCAAAGUUUGGUCAAGGGUCUGGUCCUAUUCUACGUAAGGAUCUCCACUGUGCCGGUACAGAGCAUAACCUUGCCGACUGUCCGAUUGCAGUGAUUGAACAUAGCGAAUGUAAUCAUCAAAGGGAUUCAGGAGCUAUUUGCUACUCGGGAGGCGUUCUAGAUCCAUUUGAGGUUCGUCUAGUUGGUGGAUCUAACGAAGGUGAAGGCACAGUAGAUGUCAUGUAUGGAGGGUCCUGGGGAACUAUCUGUGACCGCGGCUGGGAUCUGAGAGACGCCAGUGUGGUUUGUAGAAUGUUAGGAUUUGACGGAGCCUUGGACGCACCGGGAUCUGCUAAGUUCGGCCAGGGCUGGGGAGAAGUAUUCCUCGACAAUGUCGGUUGCAUCGGUACAGAAGACAGUCUCGCGAACUGUCUGCAUAGAGGAAUUGGAGUUACUGAAUGUGGAUAUGAAGAAGUCGCGAGCGUCGUUUGCUUCUCGGGGAGUCCAUUUAAAAUUCGACUUGUCGAUGGAUCUAACGACGCUGAAGGCAGAGUAGAGAUAUUGUACAACGGAACCUGGGGAACCAUCUGUGAUACUUGGUGGGAUCUCAGAGAUGCAAGGGUUGCUUGUAGAAUGAUGGGCUUUCUCGAUGCCUCAGUUUCUCCGAUUUUCCCAAGGUUUGGUCAGGGAGAUGGCCAUGGCCUCCUAACUGGUGUAGGAUGCAUCGGAACAGAAGAUAGCCUCGCAGAUUGUUUUCACAGGGGAGUAGGAUCUUACCCCUGCAGUGGAGAUGCAGGGGCAUCUUGCUCCAAGGGAGUUCGACUUCUAAAUGGAUUGAACGAAUCGCAAGGGAGGGUUGAGGUACUCCAUGAAGGCUUUUGGGGGAGUGUUUGCGACGACUCUUGGGACCUUGAUGACGCUACCGUUGUUUGCAGACAGUUAGGAUUUGAUGAAGCUUUAGCAGCUCUGCCAAAUGCAAAGUUUGGUGAAGGGUCUGGUGAGAUAUUUCUGGAUGAGGUUCGGUGUAAUGGAACAGAAACAAACAUCAAGAACUGUAAACAUAAGGGGAUAAGAGUCCAUAACUGCAUACACAAAGAAGAUGCCAGCGUCAUAUGCAGACAAGCAGGUACAAGUAACAAGAUGACGCCCCGUACGGACAUCUCUAUGAGUGAGAAAACCUCUCACGCGGUCAAGCUGACAAGUCCAGAAAACAUCUUCACCAAAGUUACACAUCCGUUUCAGAAGAGCAAGCCUGAAAUAUCAACGUCAACUAAAGGGUCAUUUCUACCAGGUCUUAUCGGAUCGUUUAUUUCGUUCCUGAGUAUCGUUUUGAUCGCAUCACUUGCUUACUGCAUCAGGAGGUUCAAAAUGAGCAUGGCUAGGAGGACUUUGAACGAUCAUGGUUAUGUAGAUGUGACGAAUAUCACAUCCUUUAAUGUUCUAUCAACUAAUUCGGCACCCCAAGGUUCAAGUUACGCCCCACCCCCAUUGCCGGAUAGACCAAAUACAAACACUCUUGGACGUCAUAAGAUGGCAUUAGAAGAUAUGAAAGGUGGCGAGACAGAAGAGGUAAAUGAACAGGCUUGGAGAGACCCACCUUACCAAACACCCAGAACCGAUAAAGACUUUGACAAAGACGGGCAUCUCCUGGCGGACGCAAGUCGACCAUCAGUGUAUGGAACGACGACAUCUGACAAGGAAGGUUGUGAUGUCACAGAUGACUUGGCGAAAUCUUUCAGAAAUAAGGAAGAGAUUAAUACAUUGCCUCUUUACGGGAAUGAAGAUGUGGUGAAACAUGAGUACAUGGAUCUGAAAACAGCAUCGAAGAAGUCAAAAACAGAAGAUGUUGAUCUUAAUGGAUAUCUCCUACCAAGCAAAAGUUAUUUUGUAAGAGAAUGUGAUGCAGCGGCAGAAGGACAAUCUGAAGGAGUAUCGAACACAGGAAUCCCCCGCACUAUAGAUGGCAAGAAACUGGCAUCAACGCAUGAAACGACACGUGGAUAUGAAAACUUUUCCCCCAAACCCGCUAUUGAGAAUGGUACAGAUCUCGAUGGGCCGUCUUCUUGAUAUAAAAUGGAAAUCAAACUUAUUCAAUAAAAUUGCAUAUCUAUCACUCAAAUGAAAAAAAAAAAAAACAUGUUGGUGAGAGUUGUGACUAUUUUGAA